GCAACCCUCGGCUCGGCAACCCUCGGCAACCCUCGGCAACCCUCGGCUCGGUUCGGAGACAGCAGCAUCAGCAUCAGCAGCAACAGCACCAGCAUCAGCAGCACCAGCAGCAACAUCAGCAGCACUAGCUCGGCAAGCGCGACACAAUGUCGUCCGGGCAAUGGUGGGACGAGAGCUGGCGUGCUCCGAGGCGUGGCCCUGCGUGGGAUCGGCGGCAGGAGGGCUUCCAGAGGCGGCAGGACGAGCGGAUGGAGCAGGUACGCCAGAUCGCGUCCCUCACCGAGCAGGUGGCGCAGCAGAACGCGGACAUCCACGCGAUGGCCACCGAGCUGACGGUGGGGAGGCUCAAGAUCGCGGAGCUGCAGAAGGAGCUCGACAAGGCAAACACGCCGAAGAGGGCGCGGAAGGAGCUCGACAAGGUGCCUCAGGCGGACACCUCGAACAAGACGCGGAAGGAGAAGUAGACCUAGGCCUGUGGCCAUCUGAGGAGCAUUGGUGGCCCGUCGUCCAUUUUUUUGC
Effrenium voratum is the source of this 519-nucleotide messenger RNA. The record is from the annotation of a GenBank genome assembly. Lineage: Eukaryota; Dinophyceae; Suessiales; Symbiodiniaceae.